UUGGAACUAAAAAUGAUACCAGUAUACAAGAAGCAAGUACUACCACUACUACCAACACUACAGAACAAAAAACAUUAAUACAAGAAAUAGAAUCUUUACCUAAACAAGAAGUUGAAACGGGUUCCGCGUAUAAAAGAAAAGCUGGUGAAGAGUCACCAGACGAUGAAAAGAUACCAAAGAAAGAAAAAAAGUCAAAGAAACCUAAAGUUAAAGAAAUUGAAUCUGAAAUAGGAUCACCUGAAAAAACUGUAUCAAUUAAAAGAAAAAGAUCGGGAGUAGUGGAAGACAAUGAUAAUAAAUUAAGUGCAGAUAAAGAUAAACCAGAAAGUUCAACAAAGAAAACCGAAAAAUCCUCAAAGAAGUCAAAAAAAGAAAAGGCCGAAUCUGUAAAUAUGAAUAUUGAUGAAGAUGAAUCGAUGCCAGAAAAAAAGAAA
Dentiscutata erythropus is the source of this 434-nucleotide messenger RNA. The record is from the annotation of a GenBank genome assembly. Lineage: Eukaryota; Fungi; Glomeromycota; Glomeromycetes; Diversisporales; Gigasporaceae.